UAAUAAUGAUGGUGUAUAUGUCAAGGUGAAGGAAAUUCUGCAACCUCCAAGUCCUCACUUUCGCAUUAACUCUAGCGGAGAAGAAGCGAUGGCCAUGGGAGACCAACUAUGGCUACUGUAUCAGUUCGUCAACAACUAACGAAAUCGAUCGCACUCUCUGUAGCCACCCUCGCCUUAACCAUUCUCUUAGUUCUGUUUCAUUCCCCUCACCCAUCUUCUUCAACAAUCCCAGAUCCCAUGGCGGCUCGAAGCUUCAUCCUCUGGCUUCAUGGAUUAGGAGAUUCGGGUCCUGCCAACGAGCCAAUUAAGAAUCUCUUCACUUCCCCUGAGUUCAAGCGCACUUCCUGGUCUUUUCCCUCUGCUCCUAAGAACCCUGUCACGUGUAAUUAUGGUGCUGUAAUGCCUUCAUGGUUUGACAUUCAUGAGAUUCCAGUAUCUGCUGACACUCCAAAGGCUGAAAGCUCAGUACUUGAAGCAGUACAAAGUGUACAUGCAAAGAUAGACAAAGUGGUAGAUGGUGGCAUAAGUCCAAAUAACAUAUUUGUGUGUGGAUUCAGUCAAGGAGGUGCCUUAACAUUAGCCAGUGUUCUGCUAUAUCCAAAAACUCUAGGGGGAGGUGCUGUAUUUAGUGGAUGGGUUCCUUUCAACUCAACCAUUAUCGACCGAAUACAUCCAGAUGCAAAACGGACACCAAUUUUAUGGUCUCAUGGAAUUGACGACAGAACCGUAUUGUUCGAAGCUGGGCAAGCCGGGCUGCCGUUCCUUGAAAAGGCAGGACUAAGCUGUGAAUUUAAGGCUUAUCCCGGUCUUGGCCAUUCGAUAAGCAUGGAGGAGCUCAAACACCUUGAAUCAUGGAUCAAGAACCGUCUGCAAAGCUCUUCCUGAUGAACCCUUUUGCUGGAUCACAUUCAUCAUUUCCUGAUGUGGGAAGAUCUUUAUUAUUAUUUGACUUCGACAAAUUAUUGAACUCUAGUUAUACUAAUAAAUAUCAUUUUCUUGAACAACUUUUACACGCAGUCUUAUAAGAAAUUUGUUUGGAAAAGCUUCAAGUA
Messenger RNA from Benincasa hispida (wax gourd), 1052 nucleotides. RefSeq names its product carboxylesterase SOBER1-like. Lineage: Eukaryota; Viridiplantae; Streptophyta; Magnoliopsida; Cucurbitales; Cucurbitaceae. Gene Ontology annotation, biological process: protein depalmitoylation. The record is from RefSeq and is a predicted model, not a curated record. Gene Ontology annotation, cellular component: cytoplasm. Gene Ontology annotation, molecular function: carboxylic ester hydrolase activity; palmitoyl-(protein) hydrolase activity.